AUGCCUCAUCUAGCUCGCACCAAGAUUUGUGUGUACUGCGGAGCAGGCACUGGUGCCAGUCCCGCUCACAUGGAAGCUGCCCGGGCGCUCGCUCGUGCGAUGGCUGCAAAGAACAUCGACCUUGUCUACGGCGGUGGAACCGUUGGCCUCAUGGGAGAAAUCGCCAAGACUUUGGUCUCGCUCAAUGGGCCUCAGUCUGUUCAUGGCAUAAUUCCCGAGGCUCUCGUCAAGCACGAACGCGCUGGUUCGCACCAGGCCCAGAACAUUCCCGAUGAGGCCGUGUUUGGUCGAACUACUCUCGUCAAAGACAUGCACACGCGCAAGAAGCUUAUGGCUGAAGAAGUCUUUGCAGGCGGUCCUGGUAGUGGUUUUAUCGGUCUUAGUGGCGGAUUCGGAACCAUGGAAGAGAUCUUCGAGACGACGACAUGGAUUCAGCUUGGCAUUCACAGUCGGGGCAUCGUCCUUCUCAAUAUCGAUGGUUAUUGGAAUGGAAUUAUUGACUGGCUGGAUAAGGCCGCUGAAGAAGGUUUCGUGAAGCCUGGGAACAAGGGUCUUCUCGCUGUCGCUGAGACUGGUGAAAGCGCAAUCAAUGCGUUGCGCGAGUACAAGGUGUCGGACUCGAUCUACCAGCUCCAGUGGGGAACUCAAUAG
Messenger RNA from Fusarium musae, 651 nucleotides. RefSeq lists its product as uncharacterized. Bases 1 to 651 code for a protein of 216 amino acids. Gene Ontology annotation, biological process: cytokinin biosynthetic process. Gene Ontology annotation, molecular function: hydrolase activity, hydrolyzing N-glycosyl compounds. Gene Ontology annotation, cellular component: cytosol. NCBI's taxonomy places the organism in Eukaryota, Fungi, Ascomycota, Sordariomycetes, Hypocreales, Nectriaceae. The record is from RefSeq and is a predicted model, not a curated record. The transcript has 2 exons.